AUGAAAUUGGAAGGCAGGCAUCCAUAUAGAUAAGAUAGUAAACGCAGCAGCAGGUGAGGAGUGAGGACCGUGAGGUGAAUAGAAAGAAAGAAAGAAAGAAGAAAUGCCAAGCUUGAAUCUAUUCACGAAUGUGCCAGUGGAUGCAGUAAUCGCCUCUGAUAUUCUCAAGGACGCCACCAAAGCUGUCUCCAAAAUCGUUGGCAAACCCGAGUCUUAUGUGAUGAUUUUGAUUAAUGGUGGAGUGCCUAUUGAAUUUGCGGGCACGGAAGAGCCAGCUGCAUAUGGAGAAUUGGUCUCCAUUGGGGGACUUGGACCAAGCGUUAAUGCAAAAUUGAGUUCAACAAUUGCAGACAUUCUUCAAACUAAGCUAUCUAUACACAGCUCCCGCUUUUAUAUUAAAUUUUAUGAUGUUCAGCGAUCUUUCUUUGGGUUCAAUGGCUCAACAUUUUGAUGAGAAAGGUUCUGGGUAAUGGAUACAUGGAAAUCUGAAAGCUUCAAGCCAUGGGCCAGAGCCUGCUGCAGGGCUAUUCUUGGUCUCAGUUGUACUCUUUCUUUAGGGAAGAGAUAACCCAUGUAUUUGAUUAUAAUGAAACAAAUAUAAAUACUCUUUUGUUAUUUAAGUUGGGAACUGAUUUCCUGA
This is a messenger RNA of Quercus robur (English oak), 640 nucleotides long. RefSeq lists its product as uncharacterized. The coding region runs from base 104 to 451 and encodes 115 amino acids. The transcript has 3 exons. NCBI's taxonomy places the organism in Eukaryota, Viridiplantae, Streptophyta, Magnoliopsida, Fagales, Fagaceae. The record is from RefSeq and is a predicted model, not a curated record. Gene Ontology annotation, molecular function: phenylpyruvate tautomerase activity.